UUCAUCCUUUCGGUUAAAGUUAGAUGAGAUAAGGUUAGGUAUGUCAGUGUCGGGUAGUUGGCGAUUUGUGUGUACUGUUCUCUCGACAGAAACGUAUGUAUUUCAAAGUAGUUUUAAACUACUUUGAUCAGUGUUACAAGACAUGUCAGACGCUUUCGAGGAAAUUCAAGCUAUUAAAAUAAAGAGGAACAGCUUGAGGGAAAAACUACAGAAAAGAAAACGUGAAAGACAUGAAUUAUUUACUCUUACUUCUGCGACACCAGUAUCAUCCACCUUGACGAGUGAUUCGCCUCUCACCGGUGAUUCCUCUGGACAUACACAACGAUCCGACCACAGCGAAUACGAAAGGGAUGUCUUAUGCAUUCUACACGAAUCGUUGCCUAGCUUGCCCAUUACGUCUGCAGAAUUAAUAGACCAACUUCGUAAAAAUCUGAACGCAGAUGUGUGUUCUUCGGAUAUUCACAAGAUUUUGGAGAAGUUUGCAGCUCAAGAUAUCGUUAAAAUCAAAGAAGUAACGGAGAAUGGUAUUUUUGGAUAUACCGUGUUAUCUGUAAUGGAAUCUCAAUCCUCGUAUCUGUCUCAAUCGGAUGACACAGAGAAUCCAGAGAGCGCAGAAACAUCUGCAUCCGAAUUAAACGAUUACACGCCUGCGGAGAAACAACUGAAAUUGGAUAAAAAGAACACGGAGGAUAUAAUGUCCCUUAUAUCAAUGCCGACGAUCAGAGAGAAGGAAAAUAAAAAAGUGGGGGAGCAAAUUUUAGACCUGCUGUCGAAACAAACGUCCAAAGAAAAAUCAUUGGCCGAACGAUUUCGAUCGCAAGGCGGAGCUCAGGUGAUGGAAUUCUGCCCUCACGGUACGCGAGUAGAUUGCGUUAAGUUGAACGGUGGCCCGGGAUUUGCGGAGAAAUGCAAAAAGCUUCAUUUCAAAAAGAUCAUACAAAGUCACACGGACGAGUCUUUAGGCGAUUGCAGUUUUCUCAACACUUGUUUUCAUAUGGAUACGUGCAAGUAUGUGCAUUACGAGGUAGACGGACCAACAAUUCAACAGAAGGAAUCUAGUGACUUAGACAAUCCGAGUAAUGCUAUAGUGAAUAAAGCUUUAACGUUAGAUAGUAAAAAUGGUAGUAAUACAACUUGUCCAACCAGUGGUGGAUCGUUAGGUAGCGAAUUAACUCUUUAUCCACCGCAGUGGAUACAGUGCGACUUGCGAUAUCUAGAUAUGACCGUAUUGGGUAAAUUUGCUGUUAUAAUGGCGGAUCCUCCGUGGGACAUUCACAUGGAAUUACCGUAUGGUACUAUGUCGGACGAUGAGAUGAGACAAUUAGGUAUACCCGCGCUUCAGGACGAGGGCCUUUUGUUUUUAUGGGUAACAGGAAGGGCAAUGGAACUUGGUAGAGAGUGCUUGCAGUUAUGGGGGUACGAGAGGGUAGACGAAAUCAUAUGGGUGAAGACCAAUCAGUUGCAAAGGAUAAUAAGAACAGGCAGGACGGGUCAUUGGCUGAAUCAUGGUAAGGAACACUGUUUGGUUGGCAUGAAAGGUAAUCCAAGAAUAAAUCGGGGAUUGGAUAGCGAUGUUAUCGUGGCCGAAGUUCGAGCCACUAGUCAUAAACCUGACGAGAUUUAUGGAAUUAUCGAACGUAUGAGUCCGGGUACACGAAAGAUCGAAUUAUUUGGCCGACCACAUAAUGUUCAACCUAAUUGGAUAACGUUAGGGAAUCAAGUAGACGGUGUUCACUUGAUCGACCCUCAACUCAUAAAAGCUUUUAAAAAACGUUAUCCGGACGGCAACUCGAUGAAGCCCGCUAAACCAUAA
Molecule: messenger RNA, 1813 nt
Organism: Colletes gigas
Lineage: Eukaryota; Metazoa; Arthropoda; Insecta; Hymenoptera; Colletidae
Gene: Mettl3
Product: N6-adenosine-methyltransferase catalytic subunit
Exons: 5
Coding region: 143-1813 (556 amino acids)
Cellular component (GO): RNA N6-methyladenosine methyltransferase complex; nucleus
Molecular function (GO): mRNA m(6)A methyltransferase activity; mRNA (2'-O-methyladenosine-N6-)-methyltransferase activity
Source: RefSeq, a predicted model, not a curated record